Messenger RNA from Gossypium arboreum, 754 nucleotides. Its product is annotated as late embryogenesis abundant protein 2-like. The transcript has 4 exons. The record is from RefSeq and is a predicted model, not a curated record. Bases 99 to 581 code for a protein of 160 amino acids. Lineage: Eukaryota; Viridiplantae; Streptophyta; Magnoliopsida; Malvales; Malvaceae.
UUCACUAACUUAAGUUCACAUUAAAUUCAUAGUAAUAAUAAUAAUAUAAUAAAAAAGCCAGUUCAGAGGAACACAAAGCCAAAUUCAUAGAAAUUAAAAUGGCAAUGUUAAACCUACUAAACAGCCCUUUCUGUAUAAGUAAUUCUGGUGGUAGAGUUGUUAGGAAUAGGGUUCUUCCACCUGCGAUUCCAACAUUUAUUCAUGCAAGUUCAAAGCAGGAGUCUAAAGCAUUUGAUACGGCAAAGGAAACUAUAAAAGGAGUCAAUGAAACAAAGGAGGCCACCAAAAACAUGAAAGAUAGUGCUAUUUCUGCUGCUUCCCAAGUGAACCAGAAGGCACAAGAAACUAUAAAACAAGGAGCUAAUCAAGCAGCAGAUGCCACAAAAAACAUGAAAGAUAAGACUACUUCAGCUGCUAGCCAAGUGAGCGAGAAGGCAAAAGGAAUGGCUGAGAAGGCAACGGAUGCAGCAAAACAGGUAUGGGACACUGCCAUAGAAACUGCUCAAAAGGCUAAAGAAACUGUGCUUGGGAAAGCUGAUGAAUCCAAAGGAGGCAUUAAAGAAAAUAAAGUGAACUCAUAAUUUAUUUCUAAAAUGUUGAACCACAGCAAAAUAAAUUCACCCUAAGGUCAACUACCCAAUUAUUAGUUGUAUACCUUAUUCAGUUUCUUAUUUCUAAAACCUUCAAUUUUUUGUUUUUUAAUUAUUUAUCUUCUUCUUUUUUAAAGCUAUUUUCUUUACUACUAGCCAUAUAC